GCAGCUGUUUGCCGUCGAGUGAAGUAACUGCUCUCGGCUUUCCCUGAGGCCGGAAGCCACAGGACUUGCCCCUGCUCGCCAUUUGUUCUACAGACGUAGAGCCCAGGCUUUCUGCCACUCAGUAGAGGGCAGUGCCCGCGGGCCACACACUUCAGGUAGCUGGCUGCUAGAACAGGAUUCUUUUCAAUAACCAGAAUGAGACACAAUCAGAUCUGUUGUGAGACACCGCCAACUGUCACUGUUCAUGUAAAAUCAGGAUCAAGUAGAUCUCAUCAGCCAAAAAAAACUAUUAAUCUUAAGCGUCCUAUUUUUAAGGAGAGUUGGCAAGCAUCUGAAAAAAAUGCACAUAAUAGUAACAAGUCUAAACGUUCUAAAGGACCGUGUUUAGUUAUACAGCGGCAAGAAAUGACUGCUUUCUUUAAAUUAUUUGAUGAUGACUUGAUUCAAGAUUUCUUAUGGAUGGAUUGCUGCUGUAAAAUUGCAGAUAAGUAUCUUCUGGCUAUGACCUUUGUUUACUUCAAGAGGGCUAAAUUUAGUAUAAGCGAGCAUACCAGAAUAAAUUUCUUUAUUGCUCUGUAUCUGGCUAAUACAGUUGAAGAAGAUGAAGAAGAAUCAAAGUAUGAAAUUUUUCCAUGGGCUUUGGGAAAAAACUGGAGGAAAUUAUUUCCUAAUUUCUUAAAGUUAAGGGAUCAGCUUUGGGAUAGGAUUGACUAUAGGGCUAUUGUAAGCAGACGGUGCUGUGAAGAGGUUAUGGCUAUUGCUCCAACACAUUAUAUAUGGCAACGAGAACGGUCCAUGCAUCACAGUGGGGCUGUCAGAAACUACAACAGAGAUGAAGUUCAGCUUCCCCGAGGACCUAGUGCCACACCAGUAGAUUGUUCACUUUGUGGUAAAAAAGGAAGAUUUGUAGGACUGGGAUUGUCUUCAUCAUCUUCUUCAUCCAGUGGCUCAUUAGAAAUGAUGGAGAAAUAUUCAUCUCAGGAAUCAUACAAUUCAUUCUCAGUGGAUUUACCACCUGAACCACCUCAAUCUUACUGUUAUUCCCAAGCUACUGAUAACGUAUCAAAAAAGGGAAGGAAAACUAGUUGCAUGAAGCAAGACAAAUCUAUGGAAUGGUUUACAGGAAAUGAAGAGUGAAAUGACUCGACUAAACCAACUUGGAAUCAUUAAAUAUAAAAUGUGAAUGUAAUUUCAAGAUAAGUGUCAAAAUGAACUAAUGCAUGGUUUGUUUGUAACAGUUGCACAGUUGCCUGUUGACUUAGCUUUCAUAUUUUAAAAUUCAUAUGUAAUAAAGAUUUGUAAAUCAAAGUAAUAACAAAGACAAAACAACAAAUCUAUAAAAGCAAUCAUUUACAAUAUUAAGUUUAUCUUGGUACUUUGCAAUCUUGAAAUUAGUUGUAGUCAGACAUCUGGAGUACUCGGUUAAUAUUCUGGGCUGAACUUCCUCAA
This is a messenger RNA of Sarcophilus harrisii (Tasmanian devil), 1449 nucleotides long. It is a transcript of the gene SPDYA, whose product is annotated as speedy/RINGO cell cycle regulator family member A. Lineage: Eukaryota; Metazoa; Chordata; Mammalia; Dasyuromorphia; Dasyuridae. The transcript has 8 exons. Gene Ontology annotation, molecular function: protein kinase binding. Gene Ontology annotation, biological process: positive regulation of cyclin-dependent protein serine/threonine kinase activity. The record is from RefSeq and is a predicted model, not a curated record. The coding region runs from base 196 to 1137 and encodes 313 amino acids.